AUGGCUUCAAAUUCUAUUAAACUGCUUGCUCCAGAUGUUCACAGAAAUUUAGCAGAGUUGGUUGCUAAAAGACUAGGUUUGCGUCUAACAGAUGCAGAUUUAAAGAGAGACCCCACAGGUGAGGUUUCGUUUUCUAUUGGUGAAUCCGUUAGAGAUCAAGACAUUUACAUUAUUAUGCAGAUUGGAUCAGGUGUGGUUAACGAUAGAGUUCUUGAACUGCUGAUUAUGAUAAAUGCUUGUAAGACAGCUUCAGCAAGGAGAAUUACUGCAGUUAUCCCUAAUUUCCCUUACGCAAGACAAGAUAGAAAGGAUAAAUCAAGAGCACCAAUUACUGCGAAAUUGAUGGCUGAUAUGUUGACAACAUCAGGUUGUGAUCAUGUUAUAACGAUGGAUUUACACGCUUCUCAGAUACAGGGAUUUUUCGAUAUUCCAGUGGAUAACCUUUAUGCGGAGCCAAGUGUGGUUAGAUAUAUCAAGGAGAAUGUUAGUUGGAAAGAAGCUGCUAUCAUUUCUCCUGAUGCAGGUGGUGCCAAGAGAGCUGCUACUUUAGCCGACAGAUUAGAUUUGAAUUUUGCAUUGAUCCACAAAGAAAGAGCAAGGGCAAACGAAGUUUCUCGUAUGGUUUUAGUAGGUGAUGUAACAGAUAAGAUUUGCAUCAUUGUUGAUGAUAUGGCUGAUACCUGUGGUACUUUGGGUAAAGCUGCAGAAGUUUUGUUAGAUCAUGGUGCUAAAUCUGUUAUCGCUAUUGUAACUCAUGGUGUCUUAUCUGGUAGGGCAAUUGAAAAUAUCAACAAUUCCAAAUUGGAUAGAGUGGUUUGUACAAAUACCGUUCCAUUCGAAGAAAAAAUGAAAUCAUGUUCUAAAUUAGAUGUCGUUGAUGUUAGCAGCGUUUUGGCGGAAAGUAUCCGUAGAUUGCACAAUGGUGAAAGUAUCUCUUACUUGUUUAAACACUACCCACUUUGA
Messenger RNA from Zygosaccharomyces rouxii, 963 nucleotides. RefSeq names its product ribose phosphate diphosphokinase subunit PRS3 (gene PRS3). Gene Ontology annotation, biological process: 5-phosphoribose 1-diphosphate biosynthetic process; ribonucleoside monophosphate biosynthetic process; purine nucleotide biosynthetic process. Gene Ontology annotation, molecular function: ribose phosphate diphosphokinase activity; magnesium ion binding. Lineage: Eukaryota; Fungi; Ascomycota; Saccharomycetes; Saccharomycetales; Saccharomycetaceae. The record is from RefSeq and is a predicted model, not a curated record. The transcript has a single exon. Gene Ontology annotation, cellular component: ribose phosphate diphosphokinase complex; cytoplasm. The coding region runs from base 1 to 963 and encodes 320 amino acids.